UGAGCCCAUAAGUACCGGCUCCAGACAUAAUUUUUUCGCAGAACGUAUUCAGUCCCUUGAGCGAACGAAGCUCUUGGCCAGUGGCACUUUUUGCGCAGUAUUAAUUCGAACAUGCCGACCUACAAGGUGAUUUACUUCCCAGUGAAGGCCCUAGCCGAGCCAAUUCGCUUCCUCCUCAGUUACGGAGGUGUUGAGUUCGAGGAUGAGCGAUUUGACAGGGCUGACUGGCCCACUAUCAAGCCCACCAUGCCUUUCGGUCAGACGCCAGUUCUGAAGGUAGGUGACAAGACAAUCCACCAGUCCACAGCGAUCUGUCGGUACUUGGCCAAACAGUUCGGUCUUGCGGGGAAAGACGACUGGGAAAACCUUGAAAUUGACGCGGCAGUCGAUACCAUUCACGACUUGCGACUCAAAAUCGGUGCAUACAGUUACGAGACCAACCCAGCAGCUAAGGAAGAGAAACGUGGACCUCUUUUCAACGAAGUUAUUCCCUUCUACCUUGAGCGUCUGGACGCUCAGGUGAAGAAAAACGGUGGUUACUUCGUCGGUGGCAAGCUCACCCUGGCAGAUAUCGUUUUCGCAGGUCUCCUCGACUACUUGGACUUCAUGGCUAAGUGCAAUCUCAUCGAGAAGUACGAAAACCUCAAGGCCCUCAAUGAAAAAGUCCUCGCAAUUCCGCAGAUCAAGGCGUGGGUGGACAAACGCCCAGUCACCGAAUUUCAGUUGCGAAGCGAACUAUUUCAAGUGGAAGGAGUGGCUUCUCUCGCCGGCAAACCGGUACUUGCGAUCUAUUUUUCACUCGCCAACUCUGCUGAAAUAACGUCCAGUUUCGCUUUUUCAAAAAUAAAAAAAAAAACGAAGAUGGCCUACAAGCUGACGUACUUCAACAUCAUGGGCUUGGGUGAGCCCAUCAGACUCAUGCUGAGUUAUGGUGGAAUUAAGUUCGAGGACCGACGAUUGAGCUUCGACGAGUGGCCGAAGUACAAGCCCGAGAUGCCGAUGGGUCAGAUGCCGGUGCUGGAAAUUGGGGAGAAUAAAUAUCACCAGUCUAAAUCGAUACUGCGUUAUCUCGGUAGGAAAUUCGGUAUUCAUGGAUCGAACGACGAGGAGGCGUAUCAGAUCGACGCUACAAUUGACGACAUGGAUGAUAUGAGAGUUGCGGUGUCAACCUGGUACUGGGAGCAAGAUGAAACUGCUAAAGCAAAGCAGAAGGACGAUGCAAUGAAGAAGAUGUCCUUCACCCUCGGUAAAUUGGAGGACCAAGUCAAGAAGAAUAAAGGCUACUUCGUGAACGGCAAGCUAUCUAGCGCUGACAUACUCUACACUGCAUACACGGAUUAUAUCUCUCUGGCGCUGGGACACGAUCUCAAUAAGGAUCAUCCAUCGCUGAAGAAACUCGUCGAAACAGUCGCUCAGAUACCGAAGAUCAAGGCAUACUUGGAAAAGCGGCCAAAAACCGCGAUUUAAGGAAAAUGAUUGUGUUCUCUGACAUUGAAAUAUCGUUUAUUCUAUAAUGUUCUCGAAUUGUUUGUGUUGAUUCGAUAAUAAUUAAUGAUUUGCAUGAGA
This is a messenger RNA of Diachasma alloeum, 1566 nucleotides long. RefSeq lists its product as uncharacterized. Bases 112 to 1467 code for a protein of 451 amino acids. Lineage: Eukaryota; Metazoa; Arthropoda; Insecta; Hymenoptera; Braconidae. Gene Ontology annotation, biological process: glutathione metabolic process. The transcript is spliced from 10 exons. The record is from RefSeq and is a predicted model, not a curated record. Gene Ontology annotation, molecular function: glutathione transferase activity.